Messenger RNA from Dermochelys coriacea (leatherback sea turtle), 1789 nucleotides. Its product is annotated as carbonic anhydrase 3-like. Gene Ontology annotation, molecular function: zinc ion binding; carbonate dehydratase activity. The transcript is spliced from 7 exons. Gene Ontology annotation, cellular component: cytoplasm. The record is from RefSeq and is a predicted model, not a curated record. Lineage: Eukaryota; Metazoa; Chordata; Testudines; Dermochelyidae. Bases 141 to 935 code for a protein of 264 amino acids.
AGACGCACCCGCCCCCUCUGUCCCUCUCCACCCCGACCGGCCUCAACGGGGGCCCGGAGUUGGCGGGAGCCUAUAAAAGCCCCUGGCGGAGCCGGCCGGAGCAGCCCGGGCACACAGGGCGGAGACCCCGCGCCGAGAGCAUGGCCCAGCAAUCCAGUCAGUGGGGCUACGACAGUGACAACGGACCUGAGCACUGGCACAAAUAUUACCCUAUUGCCAAAGGAGACCACCAGUCACCUAUUGAAAUCAAUUCCAAAGAGGUCCAGCAUGACCCCUCUUUACCCCCUUGGUUUGUUGGUUAUGAUCCCGGUGCAGCGAAGACCAUACUGAACAAUGGGAAAACCUGCAGAGUUGUGUUUGAUGACUCCUUUGAUAGAUCAGUGCUGAGAAAUGGACCACUCCCAGGUAUCUACAGACUGCGUCAACUUCACUUUCAUUGGGGUUCUUCUAAUGACCAUGGCUCUGAGCACAUUGUGGAUGGAGUGAAAUAUGCGGGAGAGCUUCAUUUGGUACACUGGUAUUCAAAAUACAGUAAUUAUGCUGAAGCUUUGAGAAACUAUGAUGGUGUGGCUAUUUUGGGUAUUUUUCUGCAAGUAGGAAAAACUCCCAAACCAGAGAUGAAGAGAAUUCUUGAAGAAAUAAAUGGUAUUAAAACAAAGGGAAAAGAGGCUCCUUUUUCAAACUUUGAUCCAUCAAUUAUUUUUCCUAAAUCUUGGGACUAUUGGACCUACCAUGGCUCCUUUACUGAACCUCCUUGUGAUGAGUGUGUUACCUGGAUUCUUUUGAGGGAACCUAUUAUUGUCAGCCCAGACCAGAUGGCAAAGCUCCGUAGCCUUUCCAUCAAUGCUGAGACAGAACUUGCUCGCCCCAUGGUGGAUAACUGGCGCCCUCCUCAGCCUCGGCAUUUCAGGAUGGUGAGAGCCUCAUUCCAAUAAAAUCUAUGCUGAAACUGGGUGUCUUUGCAUCAAAAUGUGGAAUCUGUGUUUGGAUCUCAAUAACAACUGUAUUGGCUUUAAUAGUAGCAUUUAUAUGGCUAUUUCUAAGGAAGAAAAAUGGAAUAGUUACUAAUGGCUAGAAAAAGCAUUUCUCCAUUAACCUUAUGGUCUUCAGCGCUUGACUUUUUCCAGACCAAAGAGGUUUCCAAUGAACAGAAACAGAGUAAUUUGAAUUUAAAAUGGGCGACGUAUCAAAUUCUGCUGUCAAUUGUACUAGCAUAAUCCAGUAAGGAAUACCAGGUGUAACUGAGGGCAGAGUUUUCUCCUUUGUAUUCAUAUAGAAAUAUGGAGAGUACAAAGACUCAUUAAAUUUCCAUUGAUAAUUAAGCAAGUUAAGAUUUUAAUGAACUGAGAGAUUAAUAUUGUACAAUUUUAUGUUGAAAACUGAAAUCAAGGUGUCAAAUUCAGGGUAUUAAAUGGGGGUGGGGAGAGAGUUCCUACUUUAAUUAUUGUAACAACAGACAUAUUCUUGUUAGGUCAACAUUCGUUUUAAUGUUAAAGCAACUGAAAUGAAAUGAAUUUCAAGAAAUCCCAGGAUUUUCUUUAAUUUCCCGCAUUUGUAGGUCUUAUCAGUGGAUGAAAGUGAAUAGAUUCUGUAGAAAACCCUUUAGCAUCCUAAGAGUUAUUUAGUCCCCAUUUUUUCUACUGUACCAUUGUCCUUACAUAUCUGAAGGCCAAAUUCUGCCCUCAUAUACCUAUGCAAUUGAUCCUGAUGUCAAUGAGAUUUGUGUGCAGGUAUCUCUGUUGGACUUAUGGUAGCAAAAGCAAUAAAAGAGUAUUGUAUGACUGCACUU